AGGAGCGCCUGCGCACGGGGGUUAGGCAGAACCGAGUUGCACCGACCGGCUCGGGCUGCGUGCGCCCCCAGCCACCCCGAGCUAGCGGCCCGAUCCAGGCAGCGGGCUAGCCUGCCCUCGCGGCCCCCCGGAGUCCCGGCCCCCACGGGGCGGGCUGGGGCGGCUGGCCCUGGCCCCCGAGGGAGCGAAAGGGGCGGGUGGAGAGCUCGAGCGCCCCAACCCCAGCAGAGCCCCAGCCCCCGCCUCCGGGGAGGAGAGCCUCGGGAUGCGCCCCGGUGCCUCCGCGGGGCUCUGAUCGCGAGGACCCGCCCGGGGUGCCCCGAGCCGAGAGGCCGCCGCCGCCCCCUGCAGCAGCAGCAGCGGCAGCAGCCCCGCCACGCGCCCCGCAGCUUCCCCGGGCGGGAGCUGCUCCUGGACCGGGGAACCGGGCCCCCGCCGCGCGCCCCCCCAGACCUCGCAGGAGGAGAGCGAGCCGAGGGAGUGGAGGAGCAUCCCCAGCCCACAGCGACGGCCGCCAAGAUGUCUGUGCCGAAUGUGUUGGCCAAAGCCCUCUAUGACAAUGUGGCCGAGUCCCCUGAUGAGCUGUCCUUCCGCAAGGGUGACAUCAUGACGGUUUUGGAGCGCAACACUCAAGGGCUGGAUGGCUGGUGGCUCUGCAGUCUACAUGGGCGUCAGGGCAUCGUGCCAGGCAACCGGCUUAAGAUCCUGGUGGGCAUGUAUGACAAGAAGCAGAGUGGGCCAGGCCAGGGGCAACCUCAGCCCCAGCCGGCCCUGCCCUGCCAUCCCCAGGGCCUCUACAAUGUGCUUUCGCCAGCCUCCCAAUAUGCCCCUAUGCACCCUGCCUACCAGACCCAAGGAGAUAGUGUCUACCUGAUCCCGGGCUCCAACAAGGCUCAGCAGGGUAUCUACCAGGUCCCUCCUUCAGGCGGGCAGUUCCAGUCUCCUCCGGCCAAACAGCCCCUGAUGUACCAGAAGCAGACGCCCCAUCACCAGUUCCAGAGCCCAGCCCAGGAAAUCUACCAAGUCCCCCCAUCACUAAAUCCCACACUGGACGUGUACCAGGUGCCCCCCGGGCCUGUGAGCCCUCCUCAGGAUAUCUACCAAGUGCCCCCGUCAGCUGGGAUGGGACAAGACAUCUACCAGGUGCCCCCCUCCAUGGAUGUGCGGAAUUGGGAAGGAACAAAGCCACCUACAAAGGUGGCGGUGCCCACACGUGUCGGGCAGGCCUACGUCUACGAAUCGCCCAAGCCCGAGCAGGACGAAUACGACAUUCCGAGGCACCUGUUGUCUUCAGGGACCCAGGACAUCUACGAUGUGCCCCCUGUCAGGGGCCUGCUUCCCAGCCAGUAUAGCCAGGAGGUGUAUGACACUCCCCCCAUGGCUGUGAAGGGCCCCAACAGCCGCGACCCAUCCCUGGACAUCUACGACGUGCCUCCCAGUGUGGAGAAAAGCCUGCAGCCGCCAAAUCACCAUAUGGUCUAUGAUACUCCCCCAUCUGUGAGUAAGGACGUGCCCGAUGGACCCUUGCGGGAAGAGACCUAUGAUGUGCCCCCUGCUUUCUUGAAACCCAAGCCCUUCGACCCCGCCCGGCACCCACCGAUCCUGGCGCCCUCGCCCAUCCCCGCCGCAGACCCCUACCCGGCUGCUGAUGUCUACGAUGUCCCCCCGCCCGCUGGCAAGGGCGCCCCCGCCACGGCCCCGUCCCAGGAGAUCUACGACGUGCCCCCCGGCCUGCGCAAGCUGGGGCCCGGCCCCCCCGGUUCUGUGUGUGAUGUUCCUUGGGACCUGGCCCUGGCCGGCAGCCGGGCUGCUUCUCUGGAGGCUGAUGGAGAGAGCGCAUACGACAUACCGCCGCGGGCCGACGGCAAGCGCCUGUCGGCCUCGAGUACCGGCAGCGCCCGCAGCAACCUGUCCUCCUCUUCCCUGGAUGUGGUCCCGGUGAAGGAGACGGCCGCGGGCAGGGAGCCGCUGCCCAUGGACCUGGACACGGCCGUGGAGACGCUGGCUAAGCUGCAGCACGGCGUGAGCGUGUCCGUGGCCCACCUCAUGUCCUUCGUCGGCGGCAGCGGCUGGCGGGACCCCGAUCUGCUGGAGCCCCAGAUUCCCAGCCUGCAGGCUGCCGUGGGGGAGGUGAAGGGCGCGGUGCGGGAACUGCUGGAGUUUGCCCGAGGGGCUGUGGGCAAUGCCGCCCACUCCACGGACCGUGCCCUUCACGCCAAACUCAGCAAACAGCUCCAGAAGAUGGAAGACGUGUACCAGACGCUGCUGGCACACAGCCAGGCCUUGGACAGCUGCCAGUGGGCCCCUGAGCUCGCUGGUGGCGGGGGGACAGCCCCCGGAGUGCCCGACAACCUGGACCACUUUGUCACGUGCUCCCGAGGCGUCCCCGAUGAUACCAAGCGGCUGGCUUCUUUCUUGCACGGUAAUGCUUCGCUGCUCUUCAAAAGGACAAAACCGUCCAAUGGGGCUGACCCCGAGGCAGGGAGCCAGCCGGCGCCUCCCCCCGGCCACUACCCCCAGCCCCCUGCCCCCCCCACCACCGGUACCCCCUCGGACAAGGCCAGCAGCAUCCAGUCGAGGCCUCUGCCCUCCCCUCCCAAGUUCACUUCUCAGGACUCCCCAGACGGGCAGUAUGAGAACAGCGAGGAAGGCUGGAUGGAGGAUUAUGACUACGUUCACCUGCAGGGAAAGGAAGAAUUUGAGAAAACCCAGAAGGAGUUACUGGAAAAGGGGAACAUCGUUCGUCAGGGGAAGGGCCAGCUGGAACAGCAGCAGCUGAAGCAGUUUGAGCGGCUGGAGCAGGAGGUGUCCCGGCCCAUCGAUCACGACCUCUCCAACUGGACACCCUCCCAGCCCUUGAUCCCGGGGCGGCCUGGGGGCCUGGGUCCCUCGGACCGGCAGCUGCUGCUUUUCUACCUGGAGCAGUGUGAGGCCAACCUGACUACCUUAACCAAUGCCGUGGACGCCUUCUUCACCGCCGUGGCCACCAACCAGCCCCCCAAGAUCUUCGUAGCCCACAGCAAGUUUGUCAUCCUCAGCGCCCACAAGCUGGUGUUCAUCGGCGACACCUUGUCCCGCCAAGCCAAGGCCCCGGACGUCCGCAGCCAAGUGACCCACUACAGCAACCUUCUGUGCGACAUGCUUAAGGAGAUCGUGGUGACCACCAAGACGGCAGCCCUGCAGUACCCCUCCCCCACGGCCGCCCAGGACAUGGUGGACCGCGUGAAGGAGCUGGGCCAGAGCACUCAGCAGUUCAGGCGGGUCCUGGGCCAGCUGGCCACGGCUUGAGGAGGCCCAGCCAGGGCCUGUUUCAGGGACCACAGUGGGGUGGGGUGGGAGCUGGAGCUGU
Molecule: messenger RNA, 3349 nt
Organism: Phascolarctos cinereus (koala)
Lineage: Eukaryota; Metazoa; Chordata; Mammalia; Diprotodontia; Phascolarctidae
Gene: BCAR1
Product: BCAR1 scaffold protein, Cas family member
Biological process (GO): cell migration; cell surface receptor protein tyrosine kinase signaling pathway
Cellular component (GO): plasma membrane; cytoplasm; focal adhesion
Molecular function (GO): protein binding
Source: RefSeq, a predicted model, not a curated record